This is a messenger RNA of Dunckerocampus dactyliophorus (ringed pipefish), 9708 nucleotides long. RefSeq names its product interphotoreceptor matrix proteoglycan 2. The record is from RefSeq and is a predicted model, not a curated record. NCBI's taxonomy places the organism in Eukaryota, Metazoa, Chordata, Actinopteri, Syngnathiformes, Syngnathidae. The coding region runs from base 7011 to 9638 and encodes 875 amino acids. The transcript is spliced from 9 exons.
GUCCUUCAUGUAUUACAUCUACAUAUGUAAAUUGCUAAUGUUAGCACGGUAGAAGUGCUAACAUGUUAGCACCUAUCUUAAUAGUGGUGUUUAAUACGUGUCUAACUAUGAUAAAUGGUUAAAAAUGCUACCAUGGUAAUGUUAGCAGUUGGCAUGCUAAAACCUAGUAUGAACCUUUUAUGCAAGUGUCUAUACCUAUGAAAAUGGCUAAAAAUGCUACAAUUAUAAUGUUAACAUGCUAGUCAUGCUAACACCUAGCAUGUUCUGUGUUCAUCUAUGUCUACCCAUGAAAAUAGCUAAAAAUGCUAGUAUGCUAACAGCAUGCAAACAAUGCUAACACCUAGUGUGAUAGUGCCCCGUGUUUGUAUGUCUACCCAUGAAAAUAGCUAAAAAUGCGAGUAUGCUAACAUUAGCAUGCAAGCAAUGCUAACACCCAGUGUGAUAGUGCCCGGUGUUUGUAUGUCUACUCAUGAAAAUAGCUAAAAAUGAUAGUAUGCUAACAUUAGCAAUGCUAACAUGCUAACACCUAGCAUGAUAGUGCUCCGUCUCUAUAUAUGUAUAUGUGUGUACCCAUGAAAAUAGCUAAAAAUGCUAGUAUGCUAACUUUAGCAUGCAAGCAAUGAAAACACCUAGUGUGAUAGUGCCCCGUCUUUGAAUGUCUACCCAUGAAAAUAGCUAAAAAUGAUAGUAUGCUAACACCUAGCAUGAUAGUGCCCCGUGUUUAUAUACACUAUAUUACCAAAAGUAUUUGCUCACCUGCCUUGACUCACAUAUGAACUUAAAUGCCAUCCCAUUCCUAACCCAUAGGGUUCAAUAUGAUGUCGGUCAACCUUUUGCAGCUAUUACAGCUUCAACUCUUCUAGAAAGGUUGUCCACAAGGUUGAGUGUCUUUAUAGAAAUGUUUGACCAUUCUUCCAAAAGCGCAUUGGUGAGGUCACACACCGAUGUUGGUCGAGAAGGCCUGGUUCUCAGUCUCCGCUGUAAUUCAUCCCAAAGAUGUUCUAUGGGGUUCAGGACAGGACUCUGUGCAGGCCAGUCAAGUUCAUCCACACCAGACUCUGUCAUCCAUGUCUUUAUGGACCUUGCUUUGUGCACUGGUGCACAGUCAUGUUGGAAGAGGAAGGCACCCGCUGCAAACUGUUCCCACAAGAUUGGGGGCAUGGAAUUAUCCAAAAUGUUUUGGUAUCCUGAAGCAUUCAAAGGUCCUUUCACUGGAACUCAGGGGCCAAGCCCAACUCCUGAAAAACAACCCCACACCAUAAUUCCGCCACCAAAUUUCACACUUGGCACAAUGCAGUCCGAAAUGUACCGCUCUCCUGGCAACCUCCAAACCCAGACUCGUCCAUCAGAUUGCCAGAUGGAAAAGUGUGAUUCAUCACUUCAUAGAACGCGUCUCCACUGCUCUAUAGUCCAGUGGCGGCGUGCUUUACACCACUGCAUCCGGUGCUUUGCAUUGCACUUGGUGAUGUAUGGCUUGGAUGCAGCUGCUCGGCCAUGGAAACCCAUUCCAUGAAGCUCUCUGCGUACUGUACUUGGGCUAAUCAUGAAGUUUGGAGUUCUGUAGCAAUUGAUUGUGCAGAAAGUCGGCGGCCUCUUUGCACUAUGCGCCUCAGCAUCCGCUGACCCCUCUCUGUCAGUUUAGAUGGCUUCGUGGCUGAGUUGCUGUUGUUCCCAAACGCUUUCAUUUUCUUAUAUUAAAGCUGACAGUUGACUGUGGAAUAUUCAGGAGCGAGGAAAUUUCACGAAUGGAUUUGUUGCACAGGUGGCAUCCUAUGACAGUUCCACGCUGAAAUUCACUGAGCUCCCGAGAGCGGCCCAUUCUUUCACAAAUGUUUGUCAAAACAGUCCGCGUGCCUAGGGGCUUGAUUUUAUACACCCGCAGCCAGGCCAAGUGAUUAGGACACCUAAUUCUCAUCAUUUGGAUGGGUUAGCAAAUACUUUUGGUAAUAUAGUGUAUGUGUCUACCCAUGAAAUUAGCUAAACAUGCUAGUAUGCUAACAUCAGCAUGCUGGCAUUCUAACACCUAGAAUGAUAGCACAAUGAACCGGGAAGGAUAAAAGUCCUGGAUGAGCUGAGAAUUUUGACUUUGGAAUCCGUUGAGAAAUGUGGAAGUGGUUAGAAGUCUUUAGAUCAAAGGCCUUUUGCAUUCCGAAAAAUGGGACUAUCAAGAAAAGUGUGAAUUCUUGCUAUAGGGAAAAUGGCAUGAAAGUUAAUUGGGUAGUUGACUGCUUUGAUGUUGGAACGGUCUUAACGGGUGGAGAAAUGUGGAAGGAGCUAAAACUCUUUGGAUCAAAGGCAUUUUGCGUUCCGGAAGAAAAAAAUGUGGGAAUGUUUGUGCUGUGGCGAAUAGCAUGAAUGUCCAGACUUUGUUGAAGUGUAUUUAGAAGGCAGUAACAGGUUUUAUAUGCGCUUAACUACCAAAUUACCCCAUUUGUAAAUAAGGAAGCCUGCUUGGUGGAAAUGCACUGAUCACACCGCCAUGAAUAAGGAAUUACUGUCUGUUUUGUUAAUUUCAUUGUUUUGAAUUUCCUUGGACUCAGCGGGGGUAUUCUCAACCAUCCCAGGCUUUGUGCUCAAGAUGCAACUCAACUAAACCUAAAUCCCCCAAACGGAAUUGAACGGUACUUUGACAGUGGUUGUCAACUUACUUUGUCAAGUCCGCUUUUUGGCUUUGUGCUGAGUGCGCGUUCGCAUUAAAGGGGGCGUUUGACGUCAUAUUAUUACACCUCCGCUGAAACAUGUAGCCAUCCCGGCUGGUGUAUUUUACAAAAAAUAGCAAGUUGUUCCCAAAACAUUAUGACUGCUGAAAGCACCACUGGCACCGCCUAUAGAGCGAGGGAGGACCGCUGGCAUGCCAGCACGCAGCAAGUUAACGCUGAUUGUUCCACUAACAAUAUCCAACUCGUCUUUUCAUUGAUCAACGCUCAACAUUGCACAACUUUGACUAUAUCGCUUAUAGAGGGAUAAUACCAGGGAAUGCUCCUUUAAAAAAAAAAAUAUAUAUAUAUAUAUAUAUAUAUAUUCUCCAUGUCCCCUCGGGAACCUCGUAGGUGCUCGGUGAAUGAGUGGCACGUUCACAGCCCAUUUUAAGCUGAAAGCCAUGAGUUAGCCUAAGUUACCAUGCUGGUACAGCUGCUUUAAAAGGAAGGUACCUUGGCUGAACAGGCAAGCUUUCCGGCUUUCCACUCAACACAGCUCGCUAACCCACCAACCUCCCCCCCAAUCAUUGUACGCUAAUCCCUCGUUUACAGUGUUCUUUAUUUAAAAAAUUUAAUACUUUGGUAAUUGGAGCAUUGAUAACCUGCUUAGCAACUUCUAAAGAGACUUUUUAACAUUAUUAGAGCCCUCUAGACAUGAAAUAACACCCCCAUAGUCACGCUUGCGCUCCUAUUACCCAAUAUAGUAGAGAUAAGAGAAAAUAAGACAUAGACACUAAAGACACUUUUUAACAUGAUUACAGAUAAAUAAGAUACAAUAUAGACUCACAUAAUAGCAUUAGGAAAGUUCUGUGUUCUUUUUAUAUUUCCGUUCUGUACAAUACUUCCUGCGGUGGCUAUUGUGUCAUCAAUGUCACAUUACUGACCCCUAGUGACCAGUGUACAAUCCUACACAUCAUCACAACCUCUUCGAAUGCGUUUACUGAAUGCCUUUCAUUUCUGGUUUAUGUCAUUUAGCCACUUUUAUGUUCGAAAAUGCUGAAUUCGGACUCCCAAACAUGUGAAACUUGCUUAAUUAUGUGUUUUUUAAACCACAGAACAGAAUGAUUUAUGAAUGGAUUUUUGAACGACUGAGAGUGAAGCUGUGAAAUUCAAUGUGCCAAAUUGCAAGGGAUUACUGGAUAUAUAUUUUUACAGUUUUUGAUUACUUUCUGGAUAAAUCACGUAGCUACAUCAUAUUUUCACAAUAGCUUCUGUGGAGCUGAUUUUUUUCUUUUUUUUAAGUUAAUAGGCGUUUUUCCAUCGGGAAUGUUUUGAAACCAAAGAUGCGGUUGCCAUGGGCGGUGCAGUUCCGAGUGAAGCCAGAGGGGGUGCAAAAGCGUCAAGAAAAACAAAACGGGGGUGUCGGUGUUGUCUUGUCGACGUCUGUGGGCGUCUUCAAUGUCUCGCCGCAUCCCUGGAUGCUGUCAUUUGUCGGCGCCUCCCGCGGUGAAGCCUUCCUGUGUUGCUCUUUUAUCGGCUGCCUGGAAGCAUCCAGUCCGCUCCUCGCCUCUCAUCUUCGCCCGUGACAGCGGCCCCCUGCUGGGGGUGGAAGCGGUCCUCCCUCCGUCCACUUUUACAUUUCAUAGACACACGUGGAUCUCAUUUAAGGUGUGUGUGUGUGGGGGGGGGAAGUGUCCUUUUACGAUGGAGGAGUCAAGUUUGUGAGACGCCAGCUGAGGCUGUGUCAACGUGUGUCCAUUCAGAGGACUGCUGGAGCCUGAAAUGUCUGAAAGGGACUGGAAAUGCAUCUCCUUGUCUGCUUGUUGCUCCUGGUCGUCACAACAGGUAGGAAAGUACCUUUACACUCCAUAUGGCACACCUGGAUAACUCGGAAAACGCAAUUUGUACGCCGUGACAUGUUAAACCGACACACGGACUUUACGGGGAAAUUACGAGGAUUAGAGACGCCAAUUAAGAUUGGUUGUGUGCAUUUUGGUUUUGACUAAACGGGGGAAAAACGCCCAGAUUUUUUUAAAUUAAGGGCUGAUACUUCGACAAGGAGGUUACGUUUUAGUCUCUUUUUAAGCAACUUCCGGUCUAGAGUUACACAGUGCACACUAAUUUAACAAGAAAACUAAAAGAAAAACACAAAAGUGGGAAAUUCUGUAGUCAUUUUACAAGAAUAAAGUCAAAAUGUUAAGAGGAGAAAAGAUGUAAUUUGACAAGAAUAAUUUGAAGGAAAAUAUCAUUUUGGUUGCAUUAAGGUGAAAAAUUAAAGAAAAAGUCGUUAUUUGUUUAAAAGUAGUACUAUUAUGGUGACCAAACAAAACAAUGAAUAAAGUUGUAAUUAAAAAAAAAUUGGUUGCAGAAAAGUUAUGUCACGAGGAUAAAGUCCAAAUACGAUUGGAAUAAAAAAUUGGGAAAAUUAACUAGGUAGAGGUUUCAAUACUGUAUUUGGAAAAUAAAAAAACACCAUAACAAUGGAAAAAAACGCUGUAAUUUUUCGAGAAUAAAGUAAAAAAAAUUAAGAGAAAAAAAAGAUGUUGCAUGGAAAAGUCAUUAUUAUUUUAAUUUACAAUAAAAAAAAAAAACAAACAGCAAAAGUGGAAAACGAGUCGUUUUACAAGAAUGAAGUCAAAAUAUAAAGUGAAAAAACAUGUUAUGCGAAAAAGCCGUACUUUUACAAGGAUAAUGUAAAAAUUUUAAGGAAAUAACAUCGUUUUAGUUGCAUAAAGUUGAAAAAUUUAAGAAAAAGAUGUUAUUUUUUAAAGUUAACCAAACAAAACAAUGAAGUUGUAAUUUUUUCAAAAGUUAGGUUGCAGAAAAAGUUAUGUUACGAGAAUAAAGUCCAAAUAUAAUGGGAAUCAAAAAUGAUUAAAAUUAACUAGGAAAAAGUUGAAAUAGUAGGAAAAUGUAAAAAAGAAGAAAAAAAAACGACCACGUUAACAGAUGGAAAGAUUAGAAGAUUAAAGUCAAAAUAUGAAGAGAAAAAAGUUGCAAUUUUACGAGAAUGAACUUGUAAUAUUAUGAGGAAAAACAAUAUAUCAUUUUAGUCGCAUAAAAUUCAAACAAAUAAAAAAUACCUUAUUUUUUCAUGAUAUGAGAAAAAAAACAAAAUAAAAUAAAGUGUUCAUUUUGGGAAAGUUAGGUUGGGGAUAAAGUUAUGUUACGGGAAUAAAGUAAAAGCAUUGUGGCAAUUAAGUCAGAAUAUUAUAAGAAGAUUAUUUAGAAACAAAACAAAAAUCAACAGCAAAAAUGGGGGCGAGGCAGAGAGUGACGCUGAUACUAAAAAUCGUCUUUUUCACCGAUAUCACGAAGCUGGGAUGCACUUUUUUCUUCAUUUGUACACUGGAUGAAAAUAUUAAGAGCAGUUGGAAAAGUGCAAGAAUGUACAUUUUGUUGGGUCUUAAGGAGGUGCUUCAAAAUCCAAAAGGAACAAGUGGGAGUGAGACAAAAAAAAAAGCAAUUUAUUGCAAAGAAGUAUUAAAGUGGAAGAGGCUGUUCAUCAGAAGCUGAAGAGCACAGCUUCUAAAAGGCAAAGUGCUGGUAAAAGUGUGGCAUGAAUGUGAUUUAGUGUCAGGUAUUCACACUGUUAAGAUCUCUUGAUGGGAAAGCUUUCUCUCUUGGAACGCGGUGGCAUUGUUGAGCUGCAUAAGCAAGGCUUCUCACAGCUGCUGAGGUUGGACGCAGUAAGACAGUCAUUUCAAACUUCUUCAAACAUACUGAGGCUCAUGAAGCAAAAAAAAAGUCAAGCGUUAGACCCAAAAAAUGAGCCGGAGGAUCCCAUUGGCAGUCCGUCAAGACACGGGACCAUCCUCGGCCCAAAUGAAGGUUGUUACAGGUGCCAAGUGCGGUCCAAUAACCAUCAGACUGCAUCUGCCUGAGAAGAAACAACAUCUUCACAGGCCUGGUCUCCUACAAGAAUUAGCAGGAGAGCACCAAACAUGGGACAUUGAAAGGUGGAAGAAAGUUUUAUUCUCCCUUGACGGUCCUUAUGGCUUCCAACGUUACUGGCAUGACGAGGAGAUCCCGCCUGAGAUGUUUUCCACACGGCACAGUAGAGGGGGCGCCAUCAUGAUCCUUCAGUGGAACAAUGGAUCUUCAGGUUGUGCAGGGGCGUCAAACGGCAGCCGGCUACAUGGAGAUGCUGCGGGGGCAUCGCUCAUGACUGAAGGCCCUCGUCUGUGUGGUAAUGACUGGCUUUUUCAACACGACAACACUUACAGGACAACACUUCACAAAGGACUUGAGUUCCCAAGUUUAAGCCCUGGCGGAGGUCCCUGUGUUGCUCUUGAUUGCAUUCAGUUUUGUAUUAAAUGUGAUUCUAAAGCUGAAUUCCUAACCCAGAUGUUGGGCAGAUGAUAAAAUUGUAUGUUUGUGAAGUUGUGGACUUUUUUCGCCUCACUAUUUGUUCCUGUUCCUGCCUUUUCAGAUAAAACGUUGGCCUCAUGGCAGCACCAAUGUGACGGAAACAUCAUCCUGGACCAAAAGCCUGCAGACCACCUCAAUCUCACCACGCCAGAACUUUCCCUCGACGUCCCUCAAACCCCACAGGCCACCAUUUGCACCUGGACCCUGGACAUCCCACCCGGUCGGACACUUCUCUUAAAGCUGGUGUGGACCGACGUUGGGGCGAGCGCUUCGUUGCGGUGCUUCUGGAGAGAGGACAGUCGGGUUCUGGCGAGCGGCGAGAUUGUCCAGCUAUCCAACUGUGAGCAUGCUAAUCUGACUUGGACAGGAAGUGGACGCUCCUUACAGGCCCUCCAGCUCUUCUAUUACGUUCAGGAAGAGCAGCAGAAUUCCACCGAGGAGUACACCAGCCCACAUUCCCACUCGGACCUCGCUGCUCCAUCCCAGGCAGGGUCCAGCUACACAACAACCACUUCUGUGGGGGUGACGGAGCAGGCCAGAGGUCACCUCCAUGGAGGGGGGCUGCUGUGGUCCACCGCGCCCCGGACGGGACUCACCGCGGCUGGGAGCGGCGAUAGCGAAACUCUCCCUCUUCCUGAGGAAGUCACGAACAAUGGAGAGGAAGCAUCUGGUAGCGCUCGCCAGAACACACACGCUCACACGCCGGUUCUGACCCAAAACACUCCAACAAGUCCGACCCUGAGCAGCUCCAGUGGCGCACCCGUCACAUCGUCCCUCGCCAGCAGGGGGCAUCAAAGCACCCAAUGGGAAGCUACAACAUCCCCUGCUGGUACUGAUGACCUGAAUGCUGACCCCGCCUCCUCAUUAGGGUCAACGCUGCCCACUUCUAUGGGGACACAACCUCCCCCUGCCCCCAUGACAAAGCUGCACCCGCGUGUCACAUGUUCUCACCAGAACCUCAGCCAGGCUGACUCAUCCCUUGUCCCUAGUGGGACAGACACGUCUUUCACUUCUGACUCGCUGACCCAAAUUCCUUUCAUACCCUCACACGCAGCAACAACACAAAGCGAACAAAGAAACAUGAACACACACUCACCGGACGCCACACAGUGGACGUCGGGUUCUUUUUGGACCACAGGAGAUAGCACGGCGGCGUCUGGAGAUGUCCUGACUUUAGCAGGCUCAGAACGUGUUCCCCAGGAGACACCUGGACAUGCAACAACACAUCAGAACCAGCCUUCAGUACCCCCUUCCAUCCUGGACUACACCACCGGAACCCCCACUGCAAAAGAAGACGUGUCUCACAGUAGCACCACCCCCCAAACAGCACCACGUCCAAACCUGGAGGUCCAAUCCACUUCUACACGCAGAACGUUGAGUCCCGCCACUAUCCAGCCGCCCCGAGUCUACGUGGUGCCGGACCAGCCCGCUGCCAUUGGAGUGGAGUCCAUCCAGCUGCUGCUGCAGAUCAUCCUGGAGGAGGCCGCUUCUGCAUCAGGUCCUGACUUGGAGGAGGACACCCGUGCUUGGGUGGAGCCAUACCUGCAGAGAGCACCGGGGUUCAGCAGGAUGCAAGGAGUGUGGGGCAGCGGUCACGCCGUGCAGAUCCUACUGGAGUUUGACACCAGAGGCGCGCUGCAGUGGCUCGCCCCGCCGGGAGCCUCCUCGCUACUGGAGCACACCGGAUUGGCUCGGGCCGCUCGUGAGGGGAGGAGCUUCAGGUGGUCCAAGGUGGUCAACAUCACGCUUGGAGGCGUGCAGGCGGACGUCUGUGAUUGGCUGCUUGAAUGUCCAGCAGGCUUCCAGUGUGCUUCUCGGCUCGGUUCUUCCAACUUCAGCUGCUCCUCCUCCUGCCACUUUGAGUUGUGCCGCCACCACGGCAUCUGCACGCACCACCCUGGCCAACUUCCUGUUUGUCGCUGCCUGGUAGGUGAAGACUUCUGGUUCAUGGGUGCGAGAUGCGAUGUGAGGAUGACGAGGGCGCGGCUGGUCGGGACGUGCACGGCCAUCCUGCUCAUCAUGGCGGUGCUCAUCGCCGUUCUGGCCUUUGUGGCCGUGAGACGCUACCGAGACGCUCUGAUUCAGGCCAAAGUGGACCAGACCAGGAGCAGCUACCGCAGGUUCAACCACUUUGACGAGCUGUCGGCUCGCUUCUGGCAGCGCUCGGCGGACUCGGUGGACAAUCCCGCCUUCACGCGCUCCGACGAGCUGCUGCACCUGCGGGCCCUCGACCGGACCUGCUGUUACCACGACGAUACUCUGUCGCUGGCCUCCACCUGUGCCAGCCACGCCACACGCCUCAACACCAUCUACCCCAACAGCUCCCAGUACGCUUGGCGAGGCAGCGAGAUGAGCGUGGGCGACGGCGUGCUGGACUCGGGUAAAGCCAGUGACCUCUCGGUGUGCAGCUGGCCCGUAGAACCCAUUCACUGGACCCCCUUCCCGCUCCUGCAGCAGCUGGCCUCGCAAAGGACACACCCGGUGAGUCUCCGGGAAGAUGUUGCUUGUUGUGUCGGGCGCAGUGAUGAUUGGCGAUGGCCGGUGUCCACACAGGUGCGCACGUCUAGGCCGCGCUCGUACUGCGAGGGCAUGGAGCUGACGGACCUCAGCCGGAGCUGGACCGCCUGAUCGCAGAUGAAUGAAAUGUUCUUGUGUACAUAAAUGAUGUCGCUUGUCGUACAAUAAACUAUCUGCUGUA